This is a messenger RNA of Paramecium tetraurelia, 390 nucleotides long. RefSeq lists its product as uncharacterized. NCBI's taxonomy places the organism in Eukaryota, Ciliophora, Oligohymenophorea, Peniculida, Parameciidae. The transcript has a single exon. The record is from RefSeq and is a predicted model, not a curated record.
AUGAAAUAGUCUCCUCAUCUUAAAUUGUAGAUUAUAAAAAUGCGUCCCAUAGUAUGUAACACUGAAUUGGCUUUUAUUAUUCCAAUUAAUGAGGAAAAAAAAGUUUCCAUGAGUAACAAAGUUAAUUCAUAUCUAGAACGUAAAAUGAAAACAAGUAAUGAAUAAGUUUAAAAUGUACGCUCUAGAUAUUAAGAACUUUAUUAUCAGCAAGAAUCCAACUUAGAAUAUUUGUAUGAUUAAUUAACGGAAAGAAUGGAAAAAUACUCUCUUUAAAAAUAAAAACAAUUAGCAAGCAAAGCUAAAUAAGCAGGUGAUUACAAUUUGAAAUGGAAAGAAAGACUUUAACAAUAAAAAUGGUUAGACAUUCAUAUGAGUAGGUUUGUCAGCUGA